AGGAAAGAAAAUUUGAACGUCUAACCCGCCUUGGUUUUUUCGGCUCGUCUCUAUGAUGUUUUUCGUUUGAACAUCUGAGAUGUUUCGUUGCGGUGGAAGUGAGUAAGUAUAACCUCUGGUCGCUGUUCUAGAACAUUUGCUGCAGUAUUUAUACAUAGAUUUACAUAGAAAUUAUACACUAGCGCUAGCGCCGGCGCUUAGUUAGUAGUAGAUAAGUACUUGAUUGACACUGACUUUCCUUUCCUUUCUCUAGUUUUUGUUUGUUCUCUUUCUAGUGAGGUGCUCCACCAAAAGUAUUUACAUAAGACACUAGAGUAAUACGAUAAUUUUCACCUCGAUGAUUAUCACUAGAGUAAUACGAUAAUAGUACGCAUAGGCAUAGUACGCAUGAUGCGCUAAGGGACUAGAGCUAGACCACCAGCCAUAAGAGAAUAUUACAAGAAAAGCGCAUUUGCUUUUUUACGCUCCGCCGACAGAAUAGAAUAGAAUUCAGAGGAGCACAAAAUGUCGCAGGGGUCUCCACCUCCAUUCUACUUUGUGGUGAGUCGCCACGGUCCGAAGUGCACUGGCGUCCCGGAUCCGCCUCUCCACGAUGCUUUCAUCGAACCUGAGGAAGCUGAGAAAUUGGGGAAUGUCACCAUGCCUAACAAAAUGCUCAAAGCGUCUCGUGAAGGUAAAGAGGCGAUGCUAGAGCAUUUGAAGGAGCAAUUGAAGGUAACAGAGGAUGCGCAAAUCAAAGGUGGUGAGCUGCUGCCGAAUGCGCACAAAGGGCAUGAGGCACUGGGGAAAUUCAUGGCGCAACUGCUUGCUACAGCAGGCUCUCAUGAGAAAAAAAUCCAGAUAUUGCAUUCUCCAUACGCAAGGACGCAACAGACUGCUGAACAGAUCUCGAAGGGCCUGAUGGAACACACAGGGCUGAAGAUCAACGUCGAACUUCAAUCUUGUGCUUUAUUUAAGGCUACCAAGCGAGCAUCCUCAACAUCAUCCCUGCCUCAUUUUCAAGAGGGAAAUGGAUCCAGGGAUGGUCUCAGGGAUGCACGUUGGUAGCUCUAAUUUAUUGGCGGAGACCCGAAAAGACGGCACGAACGAAUCUGCCUACGGGAAAACUACUGCCGAUUCCAUUGCCUCUAACUGGAAGAAUUCUAAGACACCUGAAGAACGUCGCUUGCGGUUUGAAAAAUGGAUUUCUGCGACUGAAGAUACAGUGGACUUAUUCAAAAAAAUUGGGCUCAAAUUCGAUCGCAAAGAUUUCUUGGGUUUUGAAAUGCAGGAUGACGUUGCAGUGAAUUUUAUGGCUAGUUUAUCACUAUAAUCCCAUGUGAGGUAUACUGAGUGGAGUCCCCUCUUUUGAUUUUUUAGACCGGAACGAAAGAAACUAACGGGGAAUAUAUGGGCAGCCCACCUCACCACGGAUAGUGAAAAACUAGCGUUAAGAAGUCUGGCGGAAAGUUGAUUUCGGACCUCAAAGCUGUGGCAAAAGUGGCUCAAGCCUUCUACAAUGAGCGCUGCGCGGUCCCUAGCUACACUGCUGCACUGAAGGAAGCCAAAGAUGAUGACGACAUGCCAGACUACGCCUGUUUGGCCCAUGCGAGUCAACAAAAGCUCUUGAACCAGGCUGCGCAACAAGAACAAGCUUCGUUAUGGUCAGCUUUUAUCCAUCUUUCUCAGCAUCUUGGUACUCUAACUCUUCUGCCCUGUAUUCUCAUGAAGUACAAGGUAAAAGGGGCCAAGAUGAGGGGACCAAGAGGGACAUUCGCUGAGUCUAACUUCUUUGGUUUUGGAACAAGAUGACGCGUCGAAGCCCAACCCGAAGCUCGGGCACGAGCGCUUCACAACGACGCCUUUCAACGUGAAUGAGCAGGAUUUGGAGAAGGACUUAGAUGAACGCAUCCAAAGAGGUUACUACGCGUCGGAGCAAUUUUUCGAACAAUUUCACACGGACGAAAACUUCAAGUUGAUCGGCGUCCCCUUUCUCAUUUUGCUAUUGCGUUCGUUGGAGAUCAACUGCAGCCGGCGUACUGAAGAUAACACUUCUUCUGGGAUAAAAAACUAUAUGAAUACGGAAACCGGCUGCGAAGGUUUGGAUCCCGCUACCUCCAGUUUGGCCGGGUCCUCCUUGCCUGCUGCAAAGAGGAACCUGGUUGCCUGUGUGUCUCAUGACGUUGUUGUAUCGUUUGUGCGUAAAGCGUUACAGAAGAGCUGGUCUCGCGCAGUGCCUUUGUAUCGUGAAAACUACUUUUAUACGGGGUGUGCUGUUUCGGACCCUGUGAACAAGGACCCCAAGAAACUGCGUCUUCCCGCUGGCGGUAUAGUAGGAGAAGCCGUGUACUGGAACCAGUUGCCCUACAGCGUUUCUAUCAUUCUCGAAGUGAAGGAUCAGAAAGUCACAUGCUACGCUCUCGUACCAACUCUGACGGAGACUCGGAACAAUUUCGAGACUCGAGAAGAACAAGGACAACAAUCUUCCGACGACAAGAAGACCACGGGUCCCUUGCUUCGCACGCCGAUUAAGGGGUGUGCGGACAUCCCCUUUGCAGCUUUUCGCAACGGUUUGGCGUCUGUGGUCUUGGAACAUUUGACCUCGCUGGAAGAGGCGGGGAAGCAGUUACCUGGAAUCGAAUUCGAAAAAGCAAAAAAAUGGCUGUUGAUGAGCAAGCAAGAAUGAUAGUACUAGGAAUAAUGGUAGUACCAGGAAUGAAAAUAACUCACAAUUAAAUAGGACGUUGAUCGUGCAGUUCCGGGACUUUCAAUUGCGUAGCAGGAGGAAGAGUAACCGUUGAUCGUUCAGUUCAUAUACAGUAGCAGGAGAUAGAGCGUUACUUCUACAGGAGACUGAUCGUAAGAAGGAAAUAGAAGUAACGAUCAACGGUAGCAGGAGACUGAUCGUUCUGUAGCAGGAGAUAGAGUAACCGUAUAAUAAAAAUAACUCACUCAGUGAAGAAUAACGUUGAUCGUGCAGUUCCGAGGGUUUCAAUUGCGUAGCAGGAGGCAGAGAAAAGAUCCGCUGCUGAACACAGCAACGAAUGCGUAGUCGAGGCGAUCUCUCAGAAGGAAUUACCUCUCAUAUUUAUAUAGACUUAACAAAGAGAUGUUGGCUGGAUAAGUAUAAAUAUUCAUAUAUAGACUUACAAAGAGAUGUUGGCAUUGGCUGGAUAAGUAUAAUCAUGCUCGUCAAAAAAACACAUACGAGAUCAUCUCUCAUGUCCACGACUGGCGG
Messenger RNA from Amoebophrya sp. A25, 3217 nucleotides. Lineage: Eukaryota; Dinophyceae; Syndiniales; Amoebophryaceae. The record is from the annotation of a GenBank genome assembly.